AGUUUUUGCCUAUUGCAUUAAAGACCGGUUAGCUCAAAAUGCUUGCGCGACGGUAGGAGUCGUGUCAACGGCGUCGUCUGCCACUCACCAUCGUAUACUCGGGCUUUUCCCACUUCUGCUUCUGGCAGUGCUCGGAGAGCAUAUUGACCGGCAGCUUGCCCGUCCAUGAUGCGCCGCCAAUGACUUCCUUGACGGAGGGUUUCUUCGGCUCGUCCGUCGCAGGAGGCGCCUUCGCCUUCGUGGCCUCCGCUGAUCGCUCGGCGGCCGCUUUGGCUUGCUUCGUCCCCGGUUUGGGACCCCCUCCACGGGCGUCGGCCUUUUUCUUGGGGCCCAUUCUCUUUCCGACCGACGAAUAUACUUGAACAGACGCCCGUGGAGUCAGUUACCGAGCUUGUCGCGGAAGGUAAUGACUAUAUAAAGAGGAAGGAAAAGAUGCUGGGAGGCAAGUUGGUUGUCCCGCACUUUAUUACGGAGUAGACCGCAUUUUUCGGCGAUUUCCCUCUAGGGCUGCGGGGAGCCGAUCAGGAAAGGUCGGUCGCCCGCAUUCUCCAGCCUGCGCAUUCUUUCCUUCCUUCCUUCCUCUUCUUCUUCUUCUCCUCCAUAGGUUCCAGUCAUGACCACUCGCCAAUCCGCUCUUCAUCAUGUCCUCCGAAGAGAAGGAUUCGCCCACUGUGGGUAUGGAUAACGCUAAUCCAGAGUCGGGGACCCAAGAAGGGAAGACCGCAAAGCGAGACGCCUUCGCAGAGCUUCUUGCCCCCAAAUCCAAGCACCCGAAACACACGAACAAUCGAGAUUCGCGCGACAAGAGAGCCGUCGGUGGGCCGCGGGAUGCUCUCGGCGCCUACAUUGUCAGGCCGGAGUCAUAUCCCUCCAACGUCGUCGUAUACUAUAACAAAGACUUCGUCGUCAUCCAUGACCUCUUCCCCAAAUCUACCCUGCACUUACUUCUCCUGCCCCGCGAUCCCGCGAAAACCCGCCUACAUCCGUUCGACGCCUUCGAAGACCGCGAGUUCCUAGAUAAGGUGAAGGCGGAGACGAAGAAGCUUCGCACGUUGGCUGCGGGUGAGCUCAGACGCUUACACGGGAAGUAUUCGGCGCAGGAUAAGCAGCGACAGGAUGCACUGGAUGCGGAUCCGCCGCCGGAGGAGCUGCCGCCGGGACGCAACUGGGAGCAGGAAAUCAGGUGCGGGAUCCAUGCGCAUCCGUCCAUGAACCAUUUACAUAUCCAUAUCAUCGCUGUGGAUCUGUUCAGCGAUCGCAUGAAGCACAGAAAGCAUUACAAUAGCUUCGCCACGCCGUUUUUCGUCGAUAUUGAAGAUUUCCCUUUGGCGCAGGAUGAUGUCAGAAGAGACACGGAUCGAAAGGGCUAUCUCAAGUACGCGUUCAAAUGCUGGCGUUGUGGUCGUGAUUUCGGGAACAAAUUCACCGAGUUGAAGAAGCACUUGGAGAAGGAAUUCUACGAGUGGAGACAGCUAUAGGUGAAGUAGAGAAGAGACGAUACGACCACGUUAUAGCUAUUACUUUUGUUACUACGCUCGAUCACUGCGCUCUCAUCGCAAAUUCCUCGUCAACCGAAUGAUU
Aspergillus melleus is the source of this 1581-nucleotide messenger RNA. RefSeq names its product DNA 5'-adenosine monophosphate hydrolase (gene HNT3). The record is from RefSeq and is a predicted model, not a curated record. Gene Ontology annotation, biological process: double-strand break repair; single strand break repair. Gene Ontology annotation, molecular function: single-strand break-containing DNA binding; single-stranded DNA binding; double-stranded RNA binding. NCBI's taxonomy places the organism in Eukaryota, Fungi, Ascomycota, Eurotiomycetes, Eurotiales, Aspergillaceae. Bases 642 to 1478 code for a protein of 278 amino acids. The transcript is spliced from 2 exons. Gene Ontology annotation, cellular component: nucleus.